AUGCAAAAAUCAUCCAUCAUUCUUGCCUCGGCUUUGUGUCUUCUCUUUGUGGGAGUGACACUUGUCUGUGCAGCAUGGACCAACGAAGAACUAGGUGAUCUCUUCGACAUGGCCACUCUCGCCGAUUACAGACGUUACGGAGGUGGUGCUCGUGGAGGAGGUGCCAGACGAAGUGGAGGAGGUGGCCGAAGAAGCGGAGGAGGUGCCAGAAGAAGUAGCGGUGGUAGAAGAAGCAGUGGAGGAGGUAGAAGAAGUGGAGGUGGCCGAAGAGGAGGAAAUUCUGCAGGACGAAGAAGUGGAGGUGGACGAAGAGGAGGCAAGCAAGGAGGUAAGGCUGGAAAGAGAGGAGGCAAACAAGGAGGAAAAGCAGGAAAGAGAGGUGGUAAAGCCGGAAAGGGAGGAAAGGGAAAGAAGGGUGGAAAAGGUAAGAAGGAUGGAAAGAAGGGUAAGAAGGAUAAGAAGGGAAAGAAAGAUAAGAAAGACAAGAAGGGAAAGAAGGAUAAGAAAGACAAGAAGGAUAAGAAGGGAAAGAAUGAUCAAGGCCCAGCAGGUGGAGAUCAAGGACCAGCUGGAGGUGAUCAAGGCCCAGCAGGUGGUGAUGAUCAAGGACCAGCAGGAGGUGAUCAACAACAACCUGAAAUGCCAGCUCAAGAACAACCACAAGAACAACCACAACAACCUGAGCAACCAGCUGAACAACCUCAACAACAACCUGAGCAACCACAAGAUGGAGCUCAACAACAACCAGCUGAACAACCAUCUGCUCAACCUGAACAACCAGCUCAACAACAACCAAGUGAGCAACCAGGUCAACAACCAGCUGAACAACCUCAACAACAACCAGUUGGUCAACAACCUGGCGGACCUGUUCAACAACAACCACAACAACCAGUCGAUCAACCAGCUCAACAACCAAUUGGUCAACCUGAACAACCAUCUACUCAACAACCAUCAAAUCCAACCAAUGGUCCACAAGAACAAACUAGUUCUGUAACUUCUCCAACUGAAACCACCAUUAUUGAAGACAAGAAGAGAGGUGUCAUUACAACUCAAAGUAGAACUCAAACUCGAGACACUGUCAAGAAUGCUCAAGGACAAACUAUUGAGGAAAGACUUUCUGUCACACUUCAAGUUAUCAAGAAGUAUUUGAAGCCAAACGGUGGUCGUGUUGCUCGUCCUGCUGUCAUUCCUAACAAUGAACAAGUUGUUGGAUAA
Molecule: messenger RNA, 1215 nt
Organism: Naegleria lovaniensis
Lineage: Eukaryota; Heterolobosea; Eutetramitea; Acrasida; Naegleriidae
Exons: 1
Coding region: 1-1215 (404 amino acids)
Source: RefSeq, a predicted model, not a curated record